UUUUCAGUAUACAUCACAAGUACAUAUGAACAAAGUGUCUAUUUUUAGCAUACAUUACAAGUAAAUAUGAAGAGAGUUGUAGUACUAAAGCUAGUUCAGACUCUCCACACAUUAAUGGUUCCUCCAUGAAGAUCAUUCUGAAAACUCUUCACACUUCCCCACGCGCCACCACAGCACCACCACCAUCAUGUUGUCCGGCAAAUGCCACGUGUACACAUGAAGAAGGUGAAAUUGUGGAGAACAUGUAUACUGUCUCUGCUGAUCAUCACACUACAAGUUGUGGAUCAAGAAAAAGACCAUUUUCAAAACUUGCUGGUACUCAAGAUCAUGGGUCAUCGUUAAUAUCAUCAUUUCAUCAGUCUGAAGCACUAAACGAAGCUAAUGGAUGUCGGAGAAGUCAUGUGGCGAAAUGUCAGUUAGGCCAAGCCAAUACAUCACCAGUUAUGCAACCACAAUCAGGAUUAACUUCAGGAGUGAAGUUGAAAAGUGAAGAUGUUGGUGAAGGCCCUACUCAUGCUACUGGCAUUCAAGGGACAAGUGUUAAUCCCUCGAUAAAAGAAGAACCGUGCUCGACUAAUGGUACUUGGUGUGAUCACAAAACAAAGAGAAUUGCCGGUCUUAGGGAUCAGCCAACUCGUAGUAUUGAUGUCAGUUUCCUUCAACGAGUAGCGUUAGCAUUUGAGGAAGUAAAUGCAAACCAAGAAGAAGGCACAAGGUCGGCGAAAGAAUCAAUUAGCAUGAACCCAAGUCUUGAACCAACAUUUCUAGCCAUUGUCCAAAAGCACGGAGACAUUACAAAGGACUGUCCGUUGGAGUCAGGUUACAUGCUUACUUCUGUUCUAGAAGCUAUAUGCAAGGUUGUUCAAGAACUCCAACAGAAACACUUCACUGAAUUCGAUUGUAAUCUCUUGAACUCCUAUUGUUCUGUAGUCCGGGAUGCUGAGAAAAUGAAUGUGAACGUCAACUGGUUAAGGACUCGACUUGAUGAGAUUAAAGAUGCGGUAAAUUGUAUUAUUGAGACAAAAGAGCUCAAUGAUGAGAAGAAUACGCUCGCAAAACAGAUUGAAAAUGAGAAGGAGGGUCUUGAAUCAAUGAAAGCAGAAUUGGAGAAACUCAAGUCUGAAAUUGAAAGAAAGGAAAAUCUGCUCAACUUGGAUACGUUGUUGACUGAAGAUAUGAGUAGCUUGAUUAAUGAUCGGGCACUCAGAAUUCAACAGUAUAAAAACAUGCCGUUGAUGGAGGCGUUUCAAUAGUUUUACCCGUGUCUAAAUUAUCUAUCCUUCUGUUUGUCCAUGCUGGUGUUCAGGAUAAGAUCUUCCCUCUAGUUCAUUAAUACUUAACCACCAUUUCAUUAAGGAUGAACUCAACUCUUAGUUAUUCUUGAAACUUUGUUGUAAUGUACAUAUAUAAGUUAUUCUAAUGAAACUUUUAUUAGUAAAA
Capsicum annuum is the source of this 1440-nucleotide messenger RNA. RefSeq lists its product as uncharacterized. The record is from RefSeq and is a predicted model, not a curated record. The transcript has 2 exons. Bases 126 to 1253 code for a protein of 375 amino acids. NCBI's taxonomy places the organism in Eukaryota, Viridiplantae, Streptophyta, Magnoliopsida, Solanales, Solanaceae.